CCUCUUAGCUAGCUCAUUUUCCAUAUAUGCUUAUAAAAUACGCUUUCAAAUUAAAAUUUGUUGGCCUAUCAGAUCGAUAUUGGAUGAUAGUAAUUAAAUUCGACGUAUAUGGUUCAACGCCACAUUUUUAAACCCGUCGUCCCUCUUAUUUUUAUUUAUUUAUUUUUUUGAAUAUUUGAUGUCUAUACAGGCGCAUACUUUAUACGUCAUUGCCAAAGACCUUCCCUGUCCCUCGUGUCAUAACAUGGUCGUCUUUGAAGUGAGGAAACGGGCAAUGACACCGACCCAGAGCCAGCUGAAUUAGACGUGUGAUUCGAGGACUUCUUCGGUGAAGCCAUGCCUCGCUACGAACUGGCCCUGAUCUUGAAGGCGAUGCAGCGGCCGGAGACUGCGGCUGCUCUCCGGCGGACGGUGGAGAGUUUGAUGGAGCGGGGCGCGGUGGUGAGGGACCUGGAGAACUUGGGAGAGAGACUGCUGCCCUACAAGAUAACCAAACACAACGAGAGGCACAGCCGGGGGGCUUACUUUCUGGUCGACUUCUACGCAGCCCCCGGCAUCCUCCCAGGCUUACUGAAUCACCUGCACCGAGAUGUGGACGUGGUGAGGCCCACUGUGCUGAAGAAGGACGCCCAGGUUCCCAGCAGUAACUGCUGUGGCUCCCAGCAAUGACUGAAUGUUUUCACAGCUCAUUUCCAGAAGAUGUACAGUGUGAUGCUUCCGUCUUUGACCUUUCCCAUAGUUGUUGGCUUGCAUUUGGAUGUCACGUCAUAAUAAAUAAUUUUUUUUCUA
Molecule: messenger RNA, 789 nt
Organism: Xiphias gladius (swordfish)
Lineage: Eukaryota; Metazoa; Chordata; Actinopteri; Istiophoriformes; Xiphiidae
Gene: mrps6
Product: mitochondrial ribosomal protein S6
Exons: 2
Coding region: 337-669 (110 amino acids)
Biological process (GO): translation
Cellular component (GO): ribosome; mitochondrial small ribosomal subunit
Molecular function (GO): structural constituent of ribosome; small ribosomal subunit rRNA binding
Source: RefSeq, a predicted model, not a curated record